Closterium sp. Yama58-4 is the source of this 1002-nucleotide messenger RNA. Lineage: Eukaryota; Viridiplantae; Streptophyta; Zygnematophyceae; Desmidiales; Closteriaceae. The record is from the annotation of a GenBank genome assembly.
AUGCACACCGAACUCUCAUCCAUCAUCGAUGUGCCCUUCCAUGCACCAGACCAGAGCAUGUUCGCAAGGCACCAGAGCAAGUUCGCAAGGCACCAGAGCAAGUUCGCAAGGCACCAGAGCAAGUUCGCAAGGCACCAUGACGGCAUUGGCUGUGUGUCAUUAUCAGCUGCCAAGCAGCCUGAGUCAUGCAGCAACAGCCGUGUGACGGUUCAGCACCCAGGACACACAUCGCCACAUGACAUUCGAUCGGCUCACCUCUCUCUCUCCCUGUGCUCCUUCACCCGUCCACACUCCCCUCACUGUGUGCAGGUGUGGCGGUGGGCACGGUCUCGGCACUGCUGGAAGUGCCAUCGCUGUGUGGACCGAUACGAUCACCACUGCCCCGCUAUAGGCACAUGUGUGGGUCGUCGCAACCACCGGCUUUUCCUCCUCCUCAUCCUUGUGUUCAUUGCUGGUGAACUCACCUUCGCAGCGUGCUGCCGUGCCUGUGAGUGCAUGAGUGAUGUAUAUGAUUUGAACACUUGUGUGCCUGUGAGUGCAGCCGUGCCUGUGAUUGCAACCAUGCAUGUGAGUGCAACCAUGCAUGUGAGUGCAACCAUGCACGUGAGUGCAACCAUGCACGUGAGUGCAACCAUGCACGUGAGUGCAACCAUGCACGUGAGUGCAACCAUGCACGUGAGUGCAACCAUGCAUGUGAGUGCAACCAUGCACGUGAGUGCAACCAUGCACGUGAGUGCAACCAUGCACGUGAGUGCAACCAUGCACGUGAGUGCGACCAUGCACGUGAGUGCGACCAUGCACGUGAGUGCGACCAUGCACGUGAGUGCGACCAUGCACGUGAGUGCGACCAUGCACGUGAGUGCGACCAUGCACGUGAGUGCGACCAUGCACGUGAGUGCGACCAUGCACGUGAGUGCGACCAUGCACGUGAGUGCGACCAUGCACGUGAGUGCGACCAUGCACGUGAGUGCAACCAUGCACGGAGUGCAACCAUGCACGUGA